Cylas formicarius (sweet potato weevil) is the source of this 7936-nucleotide messenger RNA. Its product is annotated as D-glucuronyl C5-epimerase. Gene Ontology annotation, molecular function: heparosan-N-sulfate-glucuronate 5-epimerase activity. Bases 141 to 1946 code for a protein of 601 amino acids. Gene Ontology annotation, cellular component: Golgi apparatus. Gene Ontology annotation, biological process: heparan sulfate proteoglycan biosynthetic process. The record is from RefSeq and is a predicted model, not a curated record. NCBI's taxonomy places the organism in Eukaryota, Metazoa, Arthropoda, Insecta, Coleoptera, Brentidae. The transcript is spliced from 7 exons.
AACAUGCGACAAACUUCAAAGUAGACAGAAAAAGGAGUAGCAAUGUUUAUUUUAAAAAUAUAAACAAAAAUAAGCUUCAAAAUGAACAUGGGACUAUCAAUUUUUUUUUCAAAAUAGUGCGCGAAAAAUGUAAUAUUCUAAUGAGUAAUUUAAAAGUACCGGCUGGCUCUCAAUCAGGCCAUCGAAUAAUUUAUCGCAAGGGCCCCCCGAUAUUUUUCUUAAUGAUGCGUUUCAAUAUCAAAAUAGCGUUGGUAUUCAUGGUUUCUAUUUCGCUUAUUACUAUGAUUGUGCUUUAUUCGGUUUGCAAUGAGACAAGUUUGAAUUCCCAAUCAGUGUCUAGCUUGAAUGGAAAAGAUUUUCGACUGCUAAACAGUGAGGAUAUAGAUUGUGAUAUAAACGGGGAGUACGUGAUAAACUGUAGGAAGGAAGCAGAUGAAAUAUAUGUCCCGUUUACCUUUUUGCAUUCAUAUUUCGAAGUGUAUGGCAAACUCGCCGUAUACGAAGGUACAGAGAAAUUCGAGUGGUCCCACAGUUAUAGCAGAGUAUACCAUCCAAAAUCCAAGUAUGAUUCUAGAGGCAUUUUUAUGUACUUUGAGAAUUAUAAUGUGGAAGUUAGAGACAGGGUAAAAUGCAUAAGUGGCAUUGAGGCUGUGCCCGUGUCCACUCAGUGGGAGAGCCAAGGGUAUUACUACCCUACGCAAAUUGCUCAAUUCGGACUGUCUCACUACAGUAAAAAUCUCACCGAACCAGAUCCGAGGCGAAAAGUUAUAGAAGAUGGUAAUUCUCAUCUCGCAAAUUGGAUGGUCCCCCCAUUUGCAAAUUUAAAACGGACAUGGGAUAAAAGUGCAAACAAAAAUGUACUGCAAUUUAGGACCAGUGAAGAUUACAGAGGAGGCAUAGAGUUGCGAAUGGACCAUGUUUUGGAUCUGGUUUUGAGCUUGAAUGUCUUAUUACAAGGAAACAGUAGUUUCACUGUUGUAUUGCAAAAUCGAGAAACUAAAGAAGAGUACCGUCUGCACUAUAUUGUGUCAGAUAUUUUGAUAGCCACUCAAGGUUUAAACAUUUAUCAUGGAAUAGGUAGUACACCAAAAUGGAAGCGGCUCACUAGGGAUCUCGUAGUGGAUUUACAGAAGGGGCUGGGUUAUGUGAGCAAAGAUAAAUCUAAACCAAAGUUCCCGAGAUCCAAAUUCAAAGUCGUUAAUAUAAUCUUGAGGGGUUCAGGUGCGCUCAAUAAUUUAACCUUUUCAUCUUCCGAGCAUAUACAACAGUUCUAUGACUCAGCAGAAUGGUUCGUCAACUAUCAGGACCUGGAUACAGGAGGGUGGCCCAUACCGGUAAAAAGAAAGCUGGCUUCCGGAUUUGAAGUGCUUCAACCAGGGUGGUACUCAGCAAUGGGUCAAGGUCACGCGUUGUCUGUUCUUUCGAGAGCCUACUACCAUUCGGGUGGGGACCAAAGGUACCUAAAUGCAGCUAUAAACGGUUUGAAACCAUUCCGGGUUCCUAGUUCAGAGGGCGGCGUGUUGGCCACCUUUCUCAACAAGUUCCAUUGGUAUGAGGAAUACCCCACCAAGCCGGCGUCUUUUGUGCUCAAUGGGUUUAUUUAUUCUCUGCUUGGGCUUUAUGACUUAUUGAAGAUUGCGCCCAUUCUGGAAGCUCAGAAACUAGGAAAUUCUGUAAAUAGAUUAGAGGAAGCGGAAUUUCUUUAUUCAGAAGGCAUAGAGACAUUGAAGCACAUGAUCAGCCUGUUCGAUAUGGGCAGCGUGACGUCAUACGACUUGCGGCACUUCACGUUGAGCAUCGCUCCUAACUUGGCCCGAUGGGACUACCAUGCCACCCACGUAAACCAAUUGCUUCUGCUCGCCACUAUCGAAACCGAUCCGAUUUUCAAUCAAACCGCGGAGAGAUGGUUGGGGUACAUGAAUGGGAAAAGGGCUGAUCACAACUGAGGCCAGAUUGUUCCAGAAGUAAAACAAGCGCUCUAUCAAGGGAAGUGUAUGGUAAUGCAAGGUAAAAAUGUUGAUUGAGUCACUUUCUCACCAGCAAUGAUUUUAUCAUUGUAAAGUGCUAACCUGAAAAUUUGUAGGUUAAGGGUCGGAGUGAGGAAGUUUCGAUUGUCGCUGGUCUGCUAUUUUCUACUUUUCUUUUCGCAGUUUUGCGCACGGAAGGUUUUUCUUUCUUUAUAGAUUGAUCGGUUGAUUUUAUUUGGAAGAACCUCGCGUAUAAAUAUUGUUUAAGUCACAAUGUGGACCUGAAUAGAAUUAAUUUUUAACUUUGGAACAUAAUGAUGAUGAACUGACAUAAUGUCAAAUAUUUAACAUAAUUUUUAAAUGGCAAGGGGUGGGGGCAUAUAAUACUCUUUUGAGAAGUAAUUUAAUUCGCUAUAUAGCAUUGUUUUUAUCAAACAAUACCAAUAUAUCGAAACCCAAAAAAAACUUAAUAUGCCCGUUUAUUUUAAUUUAAACAUAAAAUAAAAUAAAUUUGUUUGCCUUGGCCCUUUUGGCAAUAAUUAAAAAUUAACCUGUAGGUUGGCUAGGUGGUAUUUAUCUAAAAGGUGGGAGAUGUGAUCCAAUCGAGUGGCCAGCCCAUUCACCAGACAGCACUCUUUUGUUUUUUUUAAUGGGGCUAGCUAAUAGCAAAAAUGUAUAAAACAAAAUAUUUGUUAGAUACCUGUAUUAUGGCCCAGAGACAGACAUUAAUACAGAUUAUUUACUGAAAAUAGAUGAGAUGAUCUAUCAUACUUCUCGUUGAAUACGUUUGAGGUUAUGCAAAAUUUUGACGUUUGGUUAGUUUAAAAACUCUGUCACUUAGCUCAGCUGAUUUUUUGAACUCUUUUAUAUCUAGUGAAUACUAAAAAAACGGUCUCCACACUUAAUUAGUCAAUAAUUUCAGUGGUAACCUGGAUAACUUGAAAAUUCAGGGUAUUUCAAAAAGGUCAAAGAAAGUCAUGUACUUUUCACAUAAAAAAAUUUGUAGUUUUAUAUAAAUUAUUGUGACACUAAUUGUUGGUAUUGAGGAGUGUUUGGGCCAGUUACGGAAGGCUAUAAGAAGAUGGCAUAACAUGAAGGGCGCUUUCUAAUUGAGCUUCUUAAAGCUGGCAUUAGAAGUGCGCGUGUUCUGAGCAAGUCUUGCAACAUAUAAUCAUUUAUGACUUGACAACUUGAACUACAAUAAAAGUAAGAUAAGAAAUUUUGAUGCAACUUUAUCUCCUUCUUUUAGCACUCCGUACGUAUGGUGACACAAGUAGAGGAAGCUGUAACCGCUUCAAAUAUACUCUUUUAAGUUUAGAAUUUUUGAAUUCGCUUUUCAAACUGUUAUCAAAAUUUUCAGAAAUUGUUUCCUAUUUAGUGUUGCAAUGUCGAAUUAUUUUACUUUUUUUAAUUACUGAAAUUUUUUAAAAAUCCAUGCAUAUAGGAUUUUUUCAACGGGUGAUCGGAAAUGAUGAACAAAAAAUUAAUUGCCGACUCUACUCCACGAAUUCAUAUAUGUAUUUUUUAAUAUAAGUCAAAUAUAAGGGAAAAAAACUUUUUUUGUGAAUUUUCCUUAAUAACUUUCAAAAUAAUUUUGAAAUAUGCCUUUUAUAGGUCCACAUAAUACUGUGCUAAAACUUUUGCGCAAUUCUAUUCAGUGCUCGUACAAAAACCGUGGCAAAUCUUGUGGGCCACCUUGUAGGUUAUAGUGCAGUUAUAUUUGAAGAAAUCCGUAACGGUUUCGUUCAAAUUAAUAUUUAAAUAAAUGAAAAGUGAUAUUAACAAAACCCAUUUAACAGCGGGUCAUAAUUAACAUUCCAUAUCGUUAAGUUUAAAUUUUUGUUAAGAGGUAAAGUAGUAUUUUUUGUUGUUAAAUUAUCGUUUCGUUGAAUCGGUGGGGUUGUUUUUUUUAUAGAUUUUGGUCGUUGGGGUCUUCGAUGUAGCUUAUUUCGGAUCGGUAAAAGACUGAAAAACGACCCGACACUUUCGUUUUAAUUCGUCUGAAAAUAACUUAACGCACGGACCAAGUACUUUGUCUUCUGAUACGAUUAGUUUCAAAAAUAUUGCCAACCUAAUCGCUCGAAUUUCGACCGACGGAUAAACGAAAACGCUCGACAAAGUCACUUUAGUCUUUUUAAUAUAGAAACUAUUGAAAGUCAAUAUUACAUUUUUAGGUAGAUUUAAUUUAAUAGCGACAAAACCGACCAUACUGACAUUAACGGCCAUUUAAUACGGAAUACGAUAAAUUAAUUGAAAAUUUUCCGAUGCUUUUCUGUAGGGGGCAGUGCGGUCGGUUUUUAUAAGGUUCGCCAAGUUGACAGGACGCACGAAAUUGAUUUUUUCCUCCCAAAUGUUUUUUUUUUGGUUUGGUGUGGGUAGAAGCCGUCAGUCAGGGUCAGCCUCUUAAGGCGGUCUUUUCUAGUGCAGCUAUUUUUGUAAUGUCGCCUUCUCAGUUCUUUAAUGUAAAAUGGCGUAACAGUCAAGAAUUAUUAUUUAAAAAAAUAACGAAUACUUUCAAUAAAAAAAUGCACAUUUUUAAGUAAAAUGACCUUCAUAAUAAAUGUAUAGUGAGAUUCUUGUACAGUAUUUCCAUUUUUCGUUGUUAUUGCACAGGCCAACAGACAUUUUAGUGCCUGUGAUUUUUUAAUUGUCUUUUUUAGAUAGGCUAAUGGGACUAACCAAAAAUAACGGAGCCACAUGCCCUAAAAGGAAUAGACCUAAAAAAUCAGUUGUUGGAUUUCCGGCACUAAUUUCGUAAUUUCGUAAAACAUACAUAACAUAUAAGAAAUUUAAAACACACUACAUCUUAAUGAGAUGAUGAAAGCCGAAUCUUAUGGCGUACUCAGUUUUUUUUUUUUGUAUAAGAUAUAAUUUUUAAGAUACUAGCUAAAUUUGAAUCUUUUUAAAACACCCCGUAUAUUUUUUAGUGUUGGAUUACGUUUUUUAUUCAAUUAAAAAAUCUUAAUAUAUUUUUUUAAAUAAACAUAUUUUGAUAUUUUAGGAAAUGUAUUUGUUUUCUCUAUUAAUUUUUACUCUUGUUAAUAUGUUAUUAUUAUUAGUGUUAUUAUUGUUAUUCUUAUCAUUUUAUUACGAAAAAUAGUAAACCUAAGAAAAUACGAAUUUUUCUUUGAAUAUUUUCAAGAAUUCAGCGGCGUACUCAGAUUUUUGUGUUUUGAAAUACAAUCCAAAGGUGAAACACCAUGUAAAUAUUUUUGAUUCAGCUUUUUAGACGCUCUGGUUAAAGAUACCCACAUUUUCAGAGCAUACUCUAAUUUAUUUUUUUGAAACAAUUUAUAUAGUAAACAUCGAUAAAAGUUUAGUAUUUUUUGUAUUCUAUAGUUUGUGUUUUUUGCUGAUAAGGAUAAUAAUAAUAAUCAGAAUAAUAUGUUAAAUGAAAUAAAAUUAGGGUAUAGCGUAAAAUGUUAAAAUUAUAUGUUUAUUUAAAAUAAUAUAUUUAUGCAGUUAUAGAUCGUACAAAAUCGUAUACAGGGUGAUCCGUUUUUUAAAGCAUAGCCUUGGUUCGUAUCUGAAAAAAUAUCUUUUACAAAAAAUGUAAGUUGGUCACUGCAAGCUGUUUCUUUCCAUUAUAUUUUACAACUCCACUUUGAGAGACGAACUACUACUGGAAUUUUGAAUUGUUUUGAUUAUACAUAUAUCUAUAUUUUCUAAAUAGGACGCCGCAGUAUUCAAUGGAAUAAUUUUUCAGUAAAAGUGUUUUAUUUUUAUUAUUUGGUAUAAUUUGGAAAGGUGAUGGAUGAGCACCGUGUCCUCGAUACUUGACGGAUCGGUCAUAGUAUUCUUAGAAAUAAAUAUAUUUUACUAGAAUUUUCACCGAAUAUUAUACAUAUGUACAUAUUUUAAUAAAGAUAGUGUGAAUAUGUUAGUAUUACGAUGUUAUAGAAAGAGAACGGUGCACCAUGUUUAAUAGAAACUAUAAAAAUCUCACAAAAUUCGAUUCAAGGGUAUAUUAUACAUAUACAGGAUAGCUAACUAUUUCGGAAUUCUUGUGUAUUAUCAUAAUAAUUUAUUUAAUCGAGAAGUUUAUACUUCAAAUUUUUUUUCCAAUGUGCCGCAUCGGUGAAAAUAGUUGCCAUUAUACAGGGUAUCUCAACUCACAGAAUCCGACUUCCUUAUUUAACUCAGCGAUAUCAUUUUUAUUGCAAUAAAAGAUAGCCAAAUAAAGGUCUAACACGCUAGUUAAAACCGCAUUUUGAGAACUCAUAUCUAAUAUAAUUAAAAGAAAUACAGACAAAAUAAUGGCGUCAUCUUUAGGAAUGUUUUCAUUAUACUUACCAUCAUUAAAUAAUUCGUUCUGUUAGCAAUAUGUAUAUAAAUUUACUGUUAAGACAAGUAAUAUGCGUUCCGAUAUGAUUGAAUAUUGCGAUACUAUAUGUUACAUUAAACAGAAACAAUAACACAGAUAAAACACUAAGAUUUUUGCGUUUUAAUGCAGGAUACUUCGUCGCGUAGAUAGUUAGUUUUGCAAUAUUUAAGUGAAUGUUUUCGCUUAUGUAACUUUUUUCAAUAUUUAUAAAUCUUACAUUUUGUGUGUUUGAUCCGAAAGGCGUCCUUGUUUUAAUAAACUAACCAACAAAUACCAUCUAUAAUAAUAUAUAAUAUAUAAUGUUUGUAUGCUGAUAUUUGUAAUGAAGGUGUUGUCCAUUUUAACGUUGAAUAAAAAAGUAAUGAAGUAAUAAAUGUGAUAUAGCGUUGUUGAAGUACUUUUAAAAACUUGUCGACUUAUUAAUCUUUAUAUUUAUAUACGACAUAUACUAAACUUAAGUAACCUGACAAAAUUAAGGGCAUUAAGGAAAAAUGCAACUGCAAAUUGCAAAGAAUAGGGCAGGAAAACUGGAUAAUAUUUUUCUUUCCUUUUGCACCGGUGUAUAAUAUCCUAAAAAGACGCCUUUUCAACAACUUCAAGUUCGACUAAAAAUGUUCGGACACCUCCAACCACUGACCCUUAAGAGGUGGAGCAAAAACUAAUCUACGAAAGAGAAUUAAAUUUCUUCUAGUUAUCUGUAAUAAUAGGAUUAUUUCUCAAAAAUCGGGAUUUAACAGGAAACAUUUUUAAAUUAAUCGAGAUUCUCUCUCUUUCUGUCCAAAAAUGAAAUAAUAUAUAAUAGCAACUAUUUUAAUUACAUGCAGCACAUCCGUUCAAAAUUUAUAGAUAAAAUAAAGUGAAGAUUGUAUAAAAGAAUCCUGCGGUAGCGAGUCACCCUGUAUAUAUAAAUAUUGUUUAUUAGAGCUAGCUAAAUACGAGACUUCAAGUGUCGUAGCUAAUAAUCGUAAGAUAUUUCUCAGCUCGAACUGCGAGCAGUCGAGUAAGCGGUCGAUGCAAUUUUAAUCAUUAUAAGAGCUUACUAGUAUGCCUAAACGAAGGUACCUUGCCAUAGCGUCUUAGUCGUUAUCACAAAGCGUGGGUGUGAUUUGAUAUGUUCCUUUCUUCCAUCUUCCUAAAUAACAACCAGCUUUAACUUUGUACUUAGCGGUUUUUUUUUCGGUUUUUAUAUAACUUACAUUUUUGUCAAUUUAAAUUAAGUUGUAGAAUAGGGACAUUUUUAUUUUAUUUUUUAAUUAGCACGUUUUCUUUUAAUUUAUUGUACAAACGAAUGUUUUCCUACACACCUGUUUUUUCCCGUCCAUUUAAAGAGAACUUUAAUAAAACGUUGUAAAUAAUCUAGGAAAUAUAAUAUACAAUUUCGAUUAUAUAAUUUUCUUAAAACUAACGUAUUUUGAUUUGUAGAUAAUUACUAGUCGAAAUCUGUUGUGAAAACAACAAAAUCGUCGGAAACUUGGAUAUAAACUUUUGUAAUAGAGACUCUUAAUUGCCAAAUCUUUUUUAAUUUACGAGUAAUAGACAAUACUGUUACUGCUCGAUUUGAUUAUUUCUUGAAGAAAUUUGAAGUUACACGCUAUUGUUUGAAUAUAUUAAGUGACUGACAAUAAUGUUAGAAAAAAUAAAUGUU